AAUUCCUAACUGCUCCUCUCUUUCUCUCUCUCUCUCUCUUUCGCUUUCACUCUCUCUCUCUCCCCCUUUGCCCCCCAAACCAAGCACAGGGAUAGUGGUCUUAUUAGUGACUUAAAGUGAUGCUUUUGAACAAGAAGAUGCUGGGUACUUUUGGUGACUAGCACCACUCCCACUUUUUUCUCUUAAAUUCCUGAGCUUUUGUUUGCAGUCUCUUAUUCCCGGUGCUACUGAAGCGGAAUGUUACUGGGGUGGAAAGCAUAAUUGCUUUCUUUUCUAGGUCCUUAAACCCUUUGCUAAUGUCACUGAGAGUUCCCAAAGCCAGGGUUCUAGGAGAGUUGGGCACAUCUGAACAGCUGGACCAUGAAAUAAUGGAGUAGAGCAGGCAGGCGGGGGAGCAGGGAGUGCUGUCAAUAAAAGAGCUCCCCUCUCUGCACACAUGGCCAAUUAAUUGGCCAUUCUGGGAAAGUAUGGAUGGGAGGGGGCUUCUGAGAAUUGUCGGUGACAGCUAAGUGGCCUUUUGUGGACGUCCUUUGCUGAACAACUUUGUUGGAUUGAGUCUCUGCCUCCCCCACCUCCUGUGGGUUUCCUGUUAGAUCCAUCAUUUACUAUUCAGGCAUCAUCUUUCACUUUUCCUUCCAAUAUGACCGCUCUGUGUGCUGGCUCUGCAGUAUGCCUCCCACCCCCAGACCCUAAAGGGGACUGUGUGGGGCUUUGGCAGGACUGAGGAAUUGACUCUGCUGUCUGUUGAGAGCUAUAAUAAGGACUGCCGUGACCUCCACGUCUAGCAGCAAACGAACUGCCUGUCUCGGCAUAAUGGCGACCACCUGAAGAUAGAGAAAAGGGACUCUUGACUGAGUUCCUUCUCGUGCCAUAGAGAUUUCCUUUGCUCUGCUCUCCAUGCUCUUCUCUUCCUCUUUUGCCCAUCGCAACUGAGCUAAGAUGCAGCUGUGACUAAGAGCUAAUACCUUUGAAAUAAUAAUACACUCCAUUUGGCAGGCUUUGCCAAGCCAAUUCACCCAGGCUGUCUCAUCUAAUACCCCCCAAAACCCUGUGAGGCCGGGCCUGCCGGCCUCUAGGUGCUGCGCUGUCCUGAGGCCUGGGCCAUGCCGGCGUGCAAGGAGAGCCCCUGAAGGACGCCUGGAGGAAGAAGCAUGCAGGGCACCCCCGGUGGAGGGACAUGCCCUAGGCUGCCCCCUCUGGACAGGCAGACACUCCUGGUCUUCAGCUUUAUUCUGGCAGCAGCUUUGGGCCAAAUGAAUUUCACAGGAGACCAGGUUCUUCGAGUCCUGGCCAAGGAUGAGAAGCAGCUCUCACUUCUCAGGGAUCUGGAAGGCCUGAAGCCCCAGAAGGUGGACUUCUGGCGCUCCCCAGCCAGGCCCAGCCUCCCCGUGGAUAUGAGAGUUUCUUUCUCUGAACUGAAAGACGUCAAAGCUUAUCUGGCGUCUCAUGGCCUGGCCUACAGCAUCAUGAUAAAGGACAUCCAGGUGCUGCUGGAUGAGGAGAGAGAGGCCAUGGCGAGGUCCCGCCGGCUGGAGCGCAGCACCAGCAGCUUCAGCUACUCCUCUUACCACACCCUGGAGGAGAUAUAUAGCUGGAUGGACAACUUUGUAACUGAGCAUUCAGACAUGGUCUCAAAAAUUCGGAUUGGCAGGAGCUUUGAAAAUCGGACCAUUCUUGUCCUGAAGUUCAGCACUGGAGGUUCUCGGCGCCCAGCCAUCUGGAUUGACACUGGAAUUCACUCCCGGGAGUGGAUCACCCAUGCUACCGGCAUCUGGACUGCCAAGAAGAUUGUCAGUGAAUACGGUAAAGACCCUGUCCUGACAGACAUACUGAAAGCCAUGGACAUCUUUAUAGAGCUUGUCACCAACCCUGAUGGGUUUGCUUUCACCCACAGCAUGAACCGCUUGUGGCGGAAGAACAAGUCCACCAGACGUGGUAUCUUCUGCAUUGGCGUGGAUCUCAACAGGAACUGGAAGUCAGGCUUUGGAGGAAAUGGUUCUAAUGCCAAUCCCUGCUCAGAGACUUAUCACGGGCCCUCCCCUCAGUCGGAGCCGGAGGUGGCCGCCAUUGUGGACUUCAUCACAGCCCAUGGGAACUUCAAGGCGCUGAUCUCCAUCCACAGCUACUCUCAGAUGCUCAUGUAUCCUUAUGGCCAAACCCUGGAGCCUGUUUCAAACGAGCAGGAGAUGUACGAUCUUGCCAAGGCUGCGGUGAAGGCCCUGCACAAGGUCCAUGGGAUCCAGUACAUUUUUGGCAGCAUCAGCAACACCCUCUACUUGGCCAGCGGGAUCACCGUCGACUGGGCCUACGACAGCGGCAUCAAGUAUGCCUUCAGCUUCGAGCUCCGGGACACGGGGCACUUUGGCUUCCUGCUGCCAGCCACGCAGAUCAUCCCCACAGCCCAGGAGACGUGGAUGGCGAUUCUGACCAUCAUGGAGCACACCCUGAGGCACCCCUACUAGCAACACUCCUGGGGGCAGAGCAGAGGGGUUCGUCGUCCCCUCCAGGGCCUGGGGUUUCUCCCGAAACCCAAGUUAUACACCCACCUCCCCAUGCCCUUGUCCAGAACCCUUAGAAAAUAAA
Molecule: messenger RNA, 2583 nt
Organism: Microcebus murinus (gray mouse lemur)
Lineage: Eukaryota; Metazoa; Chordata; Mammalia; Primates; Cheirogaleidae
Source: RefSeq, a predicted model, not a curated record